CUCGGCGAUCCCAGCGACUUCGCCAGCGGUUCGCUGAUCUUCGAGCGAUGGCGUGCGGCUUUGCAGAGGCGCCUUCGAGCAAUGCAGGAGAAGAAUCCUGCGAAGUACGGGGCACCGGGCAGCCACGCACAUUUGCAUUACCAGGCACCGGGACACGAGGAUGUCUUGGGUGCGGUCAAGGACCUCGUAGAUGCAGGCGCAGCGCAAAAAGGCUUCGAAAUCUUGAACCGUGUGGACGUCGCGCCGGCGCUGAUGAUUCUGGACCUGGACGAAGAGGCCGCCGGCAGAUUCCCCGAGGUCCCGGAAACCGCGGAAGGCGCCGAAACGGCCUCAGAGGAGGAAAAGGAAGUGAUGCCCCUCUUUGGUGCUCCUGCGCCGGCCGCCCCUCGCCGAAAGCGCCCGAAGGUCACACCAGGCUUCCCUGCCAUCGCGCCGGGUACUCCUGGCUUUCGUCCGGGCGUCCCCGGGACUCCGGGGCCCGGGAUGCCACGCACGCCAGGUCCCUCGAUGCCGCACACGCCAGGCAGUGGCCGAUUUAGGGUCUAG
This is a messenger RNA of Symbiodinium necroappetens, 546 nucleotides long. NCBI's taxonomy places the organism in Eukaryota, Dinophyceae, Suessiales, Symbiodiniaceae. The record is from the annotation of a GenBank genome assembly.